AUGGAGGAGGUAGUACUAGGCAGAAAUUCGUCAUUGAUCAUUCUGCUGUUCUUUGUGUGUGGUUCGACAUGUAUACAUGCGGGAAAAACUCAGACGGCUGUCUGCAUCAGACCAGGGUCGCGGUGUUUUCUCCAGUUGUUGACGUGCCCACCUGAAUGCCCAAUGUUGAAGCCAACCGAUCCAACAGCUAAAGCUUGCUUCGCCGACUGCAACUCUCGCCCCUGCAGUACUCGGUGUGAAAGCCGAGUAGCAAACUGCAAUGGCUAUGGAGCUUUAUGCUAUGACCCUCGUUUCGUCGGUGGAGAUGGAGUUAUCUUCUACUUCAGGGGCAAGAGCAACGAGCACUUCUGCUUAGUAUCCGACACUAACCUCCAAAUCAACGCCCGCUUCAUUGGAUUCCGACCAAAAGGCCGAGCCAAGGACUACACAUGGAUUCAAGCCUUGGGUAUAAUUUUUGGUUCACACACUUUCACACUUGAGGCCACCAAGGCAACAACUUGGGACAACACCACAGACCAUCUCAAAUUCUCCUACGACGGCAGUGAGGUUUUCCUACGUGAAAACCAUCUCUCCUCAUGGAACUCCCCGGGCAAUAACUUUCAACUAGAAAGAAUAUCAAGCAAGAACAAUGCGAUUUUCUCUAUACCAGAUGUAAUGGAGAUUGCAGUUAAAGUGGUGCCGGUAACCAAAGAGGACGACAAGAUGCAUAAAUACCAAAUACCUUCUAAUGACUGUUUUGCUCACUUGGAAGUGCAGUUUAAGUUCUUUAGCCUUUCUCCACAUGUUGAAGGCGUGCUCGGUGUAACUUACCAGCCUGAUUUUAAGAACCCGGCUAAAAAAGGUGUGUCAAUGCCUGUUGUAGGUGGCGAGGACAAGUACAGAACCACUUCGCUUCUCUCUGCAGAUUGCAAGUCUUGCUUAUCUUUGCCAGGCAGUCUGGUGGAACAACGGGACAUGGAUAACGGCAAGUUGGACUGCACCGGUGGUUCGUCUCGUGGAAAUGGAAUUGUUUGCAAGAAAUGAUACCUUACAUUUUCUCGAAUACGUACUUUCUCCGUAAGUUGGAAGUACCUAGGAGAUUAUACAUGGAACGUAGAAUAAAUGUAUGGUUGACCUGUAUGGUCGUCGAACUAAUGAACAGAAUAUAAAUAUAAUCUUGCACAAA
Messenger RNA from Rhododendron vialii, 1165 nucleotides. RefSeq lists its product as uncharacterized. The record is from RefSeq and is a predicted model, not a curated record. NCBI's taxonomy places the organism in Eukaryota, Viridiplantae, Streptophyta, Magnoliopsida, Ericales, Ericaceae. The transcript is spliced from 2 exons. The coding region runs from base 1 to 1023 and encodes 340 amino acids.